AUGGUGUCAGGAGAGUGUUUUGAGGCGCCUCAGUGCCCUUCUUAUUGCUGCUAUUCUCCUUCUUCACGCCAGGACUUUGUUCGUUCUCUGUCUGCCCGGAGACGCUACUGGGCUCGCAGCUUCAUUGGCUGGCGGAGAUUUUCAGCUGCCCGACCAGGAACCGCACACAGAGCAUUGGCGCGGCUGCAUGCAAGGGGGAGGCUGGAGGGCGGCAUUAUCACUCAGAACGUUGACAGGCGUGGUGGAGGCGUGAUUGGGGAGGUCACUGAGGGCAUUGGUGCGCAGGGCACUGGCACGGCUGCACGAGAGGGGGAGACGGGAGGGUGGCAUUAUCACGCAGAACGCUGGCAGGUGGUCUGCAUGGAAUGUGGCGACAUCUCAUGUCGAAGAAUCUUCCAGGAAAGGAUCAAAGGAGCCAACCCAGAGUGUGCAGUAGCAUUGGAGCAUUUGGCGGAGGGCAGGCUGGCAGGGUCGGAUGAUUCAGAUGGGGGCAGCCAGAUGGGGGAUAUUGAGAUCAGCUGGGCAGCAGCGGUGGAGCACUUGGAGGAGGGCAAACCAGCAGGGUCAGACGAGUCAUUCGGCAUGAGGAGGCGGCAGCAGAGGAUUGUAGAGUCUGGGAGUGCUGAUUCUGGAAUGUCUGAACGAGAGUUGAUGGGCAUGAGGAGGCGGCCCGAUGGGGAUAUAGAGAUCAGCGAGGAGGAGUGGGAGAGACAUGGCGAGUUUGUUGUGCCGAGCUGUGGUGCAUGUGGCGGCGUGCUGAAGCCCAAUGUUGUACUUUUUGGCGACAACCUUCCACCUGCCCGCAAUCAAGAAGCUGCCCGGAUGAUGUCAUCUGCCGAGUCGCUAUUGGUCGUUGGCUCCUCGCUGAUGGUGCUCUCAGCUUUUAGGAUCGCAAGUCAAUGCAUGCAUGAAGGCACGUCGCUAGCACCGCUAGCUGUGGGGCCAAGCCGUGCUGAUAAAAUUCCGUGCUGCCCCUGCCACUACCCAUUCCGCCACCCGCUUCAUUCCCCCACCCUCCUCUCCCCUUCCAGCCAAUGUGUGCAUGAAGGCAAGCCGUUAGCACUGCUAGCUGUGGGCCCAAACCGUGCUGAUGGCAUUGCUCAGAUCAAGAUAGAGGCGCGAUGUGGGGAGGUGAGAUGCGGGGAGGUGAGAUGCGGGGAGGUGUGA
Molecule: messenger RNA, 1167 nt
Organism: Closterium sp. NIES-65
Lineage: Eukaryota; Viridiplantae; Streptophyta; Zygnematophyceae; Desmidiales; Closteriaceae
Source: the annotation of a GenBank genome assembly